UCUUACCUUAGUUUGUAAAUCAAAGCCUUCGUCUGCGCACGCGACUGUGCGUCAAUCGAAACGUUUUUAUUACGAUUUUCGCGAAUUUUUCGAUAGUUUCAAAUUGAUUCAAUAGAUGUGUUGAAGAUAUAUAAUUAGUGCCAUAUUUUGUAUUCAGUCAAAAUGGGAAGAUCAAUAAUUUCAUGUAUGCUGCUGGCGGUAUUUAUUUCGUCCGCACAUUCCGCACCACAAUUCAUUACAUUCAAGGAAGGAAAGUUAGGUGUUAAUUUUGGUGGCUAUCAUGCUGGUGUCGGUCUCGGUGGAUUAUUAGGUGGUGGAGCUGCAGGAGGGUUAUACGCUGAGGCUGGUACCCCUCAUGGUCAAUCUGCAAGAGCUGGUCUUGGUGGAGUAGCAAGUGAAAACGGAGGAACAUCAGGUGGCCUGUAUGCAGGAGCAACUGCUGGUGGAAACAUUAAGGCAUCGGCUGGCCUCGCUGGUGGAGUGAACUCUGAAAACGCAGCUGGGGCUGGAUAUGCAUCAGCUCAAGCUGGCAACCAUUAUGCAGCUUCAGGAAUGGCAGGUCAAUCUGCAGUAGGAGGAGCAUCAGAGUUUUCACUUUUGGGCACUCAGGAUGUUGUUCCAUUACAACCGGUUGAAGUAAAACCAGUACACAAGUCAAUUCACACAGAGUUUAACUUUGAUUCUCUCAAUGAAGUACAACCAAAAGCACCUGAAGUGAACACAGGAGUUAAAACUGAAAUAGAAAAAAAAGUUAUACAUGAAAAUGUACAACCAGUCAUCGUGAAAGAAGUUUAUGAUGAACCAAAAACAAAAGUCGUGGAAAAAGAAAUAGUACAUACGCAUUAUAAGCCCCGUCGGCAUCAUUUUCGCAAAACGGCUUUCCUUGGUGGAUAUAUUGGAGGUCAGGGAGAUAUUGUCGGACCAACUGUUUACAAAAAUGUGGAGCCACAGAUACAAAAAAGAAUAGAUGUCGGUGCUGAAUCAUCUGCAAAUGCUGGUGCUGCGGUAGAAGGAGGUUUUAAUGGUGGGGCAGGAGCCACCCACGUAUAUACAAAACAAGUCACUUUCCAAAAGAAUCCUAGCUUCUUUGCAGACAUAUUUAACAUUCCCAUUUCGACAUUAAAGGCGGUUGGUAAUUUUCUAGGAAACACAGCAGCUAAUACUAAUAUUUCAGUCCAAAAAAGCGCCACAGUUCAAGCAGAAUCAGAAACGAAAUCACUUUCAGACGAUCCAUCACUGUCAUCAUCAUCAUCAUCCUCAUCAGCUCAUGUUUCUGUUGAAACACCGAGUGCUUCAAAAUUCUUUGAUGAUAUUUUAGCUAUACCAAUCAACACACUUGGUGCUGUCAACAAAUUUUUAGAGAAUAAUGUUGCGGGCAGGAAAAAUAUUCAGAUAGCUGAUGACGGAACUGUCGAGUCAGUAAGGCCCAGGCUUGGACAUCAUGCAAGAAGACGAGCUAACAAACAAGUAGUUAUUAUUCAAAAAGAAACUCCAGAGGAGUCUGAAGCAGCAAAUUAAGAUACCUUUAACGUAAUGUUAUUGUAAAUUUGUAUGAAUAAUAAUUAUCGCCUGUUUAAGUGCAAUAU
Nymphalis io (European peacock) is the source of this 1586-nucleotide messenger RNA. RefSeq lists its product as uncharacterized. NCBI's taxonomy places the organism in Eukaryota, Metazoa, Arthropoda, Insecta, Lepidoptera, Nymphalidae. The coding region runs from base 163 to 1518 and encodes 451 amino acids. The transcript has 11 exons. The record is from RefSeq and is a predicted model, not a curated record.